Messenger RNA from Toxotes jaculatrix (banded archerfish), 4634 nucleotides. RefSeq names its product potassium voltage-gated channel subfamily A member 1. Gene Ontology annotation, cellular component: membrane; voltage-gated potassium channel complex. The transcript has 3 exons. Lineage: Eukaryota; Metazoa; Chordata; Actinopteri; Toxotidae. Gene Ontology annotation, biological process: protein homooligomerization; potassium ion transmembrane transport. Bases 478 to 2082 code for a protein of 534 amino acids. The record is from RefSeq and is a predicted model, not a curated record. Gene Ontology annotation, molecular function: delayed rectifier potassium channel activity; protein binding.
GAGAGAGAGCACAAGAGAGCAAGUGAAGACAGUGAGUGACCUACAAACAAGCUUAACUAUCUUAACUUCACCCGGGCUGCAGAUUAACACCGUAGCAGCUCCUGAAGGAGCCACACUGCUCCCCCUGCCUCCUCCCCUCCUCUCCCAAACGUGACACAUGAAGGUGGGAUAAUAUGGAGGAGGACGGAGAGGAGAAGGAGGAGGGGUUAUUUGAACAUCAUGAUGAGGGGAUUCAUACACAAACUGUCUCAGACAGAGGGAAGGGUCGGCCUAAAAGGCACCCGGACGUGGAGGUACGGUGGGAGAGCCAUGGUCACUCUCUGCAGGAGUGAUUAGCCGGAAUCAGCGGCUCUGAGAGGAGGAGACCAGUCUGAGUUUGGUUUCAUACUGGGUGCACUGGACAUGGUGAAAAACAGAGGAAAGAGUCAAGAAAAGUAAAACAAGAUACACAAGAAAGAAAAAGACAAAGACAGAAAGAUGGAUAAUCAAGACAAAGGAGGAGGAGGGAAGACAGAAAGACUGAAAGCUGAAGAGACUGGAGAUGAAGACAAGCAGACCAAAGACGAGCACAACAAGCUAGAGAAGGAGAACAGAGAGAAGGAGCCGAGCAGAGAGGCCCGGAGGGAGAACCGUCGCUGCCAGUGGAGGAACGGCUGGGCUCUCACCGAGCGUCUGGCCAUCAACGUGUCAGGGAUGCGUUACGAGACCCAGCUCCGCACCCUCGCCCAGUUCCCCGACUCCCUGCUUGGCGACCCCCAGCGUCGACUUCGCUAUUUCGACCCCAUGAGGAACGAACUCUUCCUAGACAGGAGCCGCGUCUGCUUCGAUGCCAUCCUCUACUUCUACCAGUCGGGCGGGAGACUGCGGAGGCCCGCCAACGUCCCCCUGGACAUGUUCCUGGAGGAGCUGCGCUUCUACGAGCUCGGGGAAGAGAUCAUCGAGCGCUUCAAGGGGGACGAAGGCUUCGCCAAGGAGGAGGAGAGACCCUUACCCACCAACGAGCUGCAGCGUCGCCUCUGGAUGCUGUUUGAGUAUCCGGAGUCCUCUGGUGGAGCUCGGAUCAUCGCCAUCAUCAGCGUCAUGGUCAUUGUGAUCUCCAUUCUCAUCUUCUGCCUGGAGACUCUGCCUGAGUUCAGGAUUGAGAAGGAACAGAGGGAGCAAUUCACCACCGUAGCGAACGAAACCAUCGUGAUCCCACCUGGGUUCACUCCCUUCCAGGACCCCUUCUUCAUCGUAGAGACGAUUUGCAUCUGCUGGUUCUCAUUUGAACUCAUUGUGCGUUUCACCUGCGCUCCGAGCAAGACGCACUUCUUCAAAGACGUCAUGAACACCAUUGACUUCUUCGCCAUCAUUCCCUACUUCGUCACACUUGGCACAGAGCUGGCCAAGGAUAAGGGCACGCAACCCUCUGUGUCUCUGGCCCUCAUCAGGGUCAUCAGGCUGGUGAGGGUCUUCAGGAUCUUCAAGCUCUCUCGUCACUCAAAGGGCCUCCAGAUCCUGGGCCAGACCCUGAAGGCCAGCCUCAGAGAACUCGCCCUGCUCAUCUUCUUCCUCUUCAUCGGCGUCAUACUCUUUUCUAGUGCGGUCUACUUUGCAGAGGUGGACAGGCCCGACACGGCAUUCACCAGCAUCCCUGAGGCUUUCUGGUGGGCGGUGGUGUCCAUGACGACGGUGGGCUAUGGGGACAUGUACCCGGAGACAGUUGGGGGAAAGCUGGUGGGCUCCAUGUGCGCCAUAGCCGGCGUGCUCACCAUCUCUUUGCCGGUGCCUGUCAUCGUGUCCAACUUCAGCUACUUCUACCACCGAGAGAUGGAGUGUGAGGACACCACACAGUACCACCACGUCUCCACAUCGCUCUGGGAAAAGGACAGGGAGGAGGAUGACGAGGGGGAAGAUGAGGAUGGACUGGACGAGGGGCCUGAAUGCAUGGGAGAUUAUGCACCGCUGUACGGGCAGAACUGCAAGGGGAUCUGCCCUCCACUCAACGGGACUCUUCUGGCAGGACUCUGUGCUGGACAAGAGACUGGAGAUCAGAGAGGAAUCAACUUCUACCUCAAAGAACCUCUGGUCACUCAGGUCUGACAGGGACAGAUUCACGUUCAAGCUGUGACUUGUCAAGAAAAGCAGAGAGACAGGGUGUUGAAAUGGAUGUCAAGAGUGACACGGGAGAAAACAUACAACAUGUACACAAAGACUCGGACUGAGACAAGCCCCUGUUUACGCCUCUCAUGUGAUCAUGACUUCCAUGAUUAUAUCUGACGCACAGAUUUACAGUGAGCAUCUGUUUUUCUCAGUAAACAAAUAUAUACAACACGCUGAAGCAGAUUUUAAAUACUUUCUCAAGCUGCAAUUCUACUUCUUACAGCAAAUAAAAGCCCAAAUGCAUAUUUACUCAAGUAAAAAUUCAGCCAUUAUACAUUUAUUAUUGAAAAUGUUAUUCUCUCUCUAUAUAUAUGUAGAAUUGUUUACUUGCAUGUGGAGAGAGUUAACAUUUUUUCUUGUUCAGCUGACCUGAUGUGAACUAGCUGAAAACACUAUCUGAUCAGAAUUAGAUUUGUGGAAACAUGCCAACUGAACUGAAGUGGUUUCCAUUUUCCUAUAAUUAGCACCAGACUGUAAACUCAUUUCAAGCAAACUUCCCAGAACAGAUAUUAUUACAGACCUGUUAAAUUAAAGCAUUACCAAAUUUCAAACUUGGCGAUGUGUAAUAUGUAGGUGUCCCUUUAAUCCAUUAUCCUGGUUUGGCUGAACAAAGGAGUUUCAACUUAAAAAGCUUAUUUACUGUUCAACAGAUGGAAAAAGUUUCAUUCCUGGUGGACGGAGGAAUAUUUGAGGAAUCUGGGAAAGUCAGAGAAAAUGUCAAACUCUGCUCAGAUCUCUCCAUAACAAAAGCUAAUUUAUAUCUGUCGCUUGGGUGUUAUUGUCAUUGCAAAAAGUUUCAUUAUGCAAAAUUGAUGAUUGCAUGAGAGGCACAAACUGGGGCCACAGUGACGCUGAAACUCAAUGUACUACUCCACAAACAGAACCGCUGCUCCUGCCGCAAUAUAUUAUAGACACAGAUAUUCCAGAGACGUUUUCAUAAUCCAGGUCGAGACUGUUUGCUGAUGUCUCUGUUGUCAUGACAUGACAAUGAGGACUGAAGUGCUGCAUGCUGGAAGUCCCUUCGCUGCAUAUUUAUCCAACUGUGUUAUCCAAAAAGAUGUGAACCGAAGCGCCAGUAACUGUUCCUGUGCUCAUACAGUAGCUGAACAAUAACAGUGAGUGCUGCAGGUGUUGAUGCGCUGUUCUUGUCAGAGUUAUGGCAGAAAUGCGGUGCGGUAAUCUCGCGCUGACGAGGACAACAAAGAGAUCGCUCAUCGGCCGGUGCUGGUGUAGACAGAGUUCAUGUAGUUGGUCCAGAGCCAGUUUGUAUGUUACACAGUUACACGGUGUAAUGGAUACAGCCCGGAGAGGCGUACGAAGAAAGCUGAUCUCAGGUCAGUUAAGCUGUAGGGCCUCCAAGUCACAUUUCUGUCCUGGUGGUGAAGCCAGAACUGUGUUCUGAUGGUGUGGGGCUCAACUAAUCACCACUGUGAACUAAAACUGCUCAGUGCACCAAAGUGUUAUGGACCAUUGUGGUGUAGGAAGAGCUGAACCCUCACCUUAUUUGGGUCGAAAGGAGCCAGUUGAGGUGGUUCAGGCAUGCGAUGGAGUUGUCUCCUGGACGCCUUUGGUACUGCCAUCUUCAGGUCUCUCCACAGAUCUUCUGUGGGGUUUUCUUGGCCGUUUGCUUCGGGUCAUUGUCGUGCUGAAACGUUUACUGUCCCCCCAGUCUCAGGUUGUGUGAACUUUAGAGCAGGUUUUCUUCAGGGGCCUCUCUGUAUUUGGCUGCAUUCAGAACCGACUUCCCGUCCCUGCUGCUGAGACACAUAAAAACUAGACAUGGGUUUUCAUUUGCAAUGAAGCUGGAAAAAAAGGGGCUUUCUUUUGAUACCUCCACAGAUCAAGGCAACAGAAUGCUCGGUGAACAAGGUACAUGAACCCCUGUAACAUCUGUUAAUAUAAUGGUCACCAGACACCAAAAGGAGUGAACAUCUGGAAUCUCAAAAAACAUGUGGGAUUUAUGUGCCAAUAGGCUUUACUCUACUUAUAAAUAAACUAAAUACACAUUUUCCUUUGCAGAGGUCAGUAGCAUGAUAAUAGAAACAGUGUAUUUAACCAUAUUUUGUAAAAACUAUGACUGUUCCAGAAGAUCCAGCGAAUAUGGACAAAAUAGAUAUGGAUGGACAGACGUAAUAGUGAUUAUAAUAAUAAUAAGCUUUCUAAAUGUGUGCUAUGAGAUCAUUUUUAGGUUACAUUUAGGGAUUUCUUUUUUGUCACCACUGGAUUUGACAUCAAUUCAUAAUCACUGCAGCUCUUAUGAAACAUUUCUCAAACCCGGAGGAGGUGAAUGUUUAACUCGCAAAAAAAAAAAAAGAAAAAAAAAUUGUUCAGAGUUUUACCUUUAAAAUAAAGUAAUAGUGAAUUAUAAGAUACUUUUCUAAACUGUUUUGACUGUGUGGAUGUGAAGUGAAUAUAUUCUUAGUACAAAUGUGGCUUUGUAUAUGUAUAUAUAUGUCUCACUUUAUUUAAUAAAGAUCAUAUUUUAUCACUCA